UCCUUUCAUCAAAAACUCAACCAUAUUAAAACAACAUUCUUCAUUAAAAAUCUAAUUUCCAACGUUAUUGCAAUGAGCUCUGCUGAAAAGGUUCAGCAUGUCACAAAGAAAAGUUCCGACGAACUGCUCAGGAAGUUUGCUGAAGUCGCUCACUCUAACAACGUUCCAAACAAGAAGAAGAUCACCAAGAGAGUAGAAGCUGCCGCCGUCGGAGCCGUCUUCGUCGAACGGAGGUCGCUUCUACCGCCGCCGGCCGCCACGCGAAAGACGGCGUUGCUCCGGCAGAUUGGGAUUGGAGGGGCCCACAUUUUGAGGACAAGGGAUUUCAGAAAGAAGUCGCUGUUGGGAACCAUUGAGAAGACAUGGCGAAGAAGCAUAGAAGGAGCUGCUAGAGCUUUCAUGGAGAGGCACUAUCAUCGCCAUAAACGUUUGAUCAAUGAUAUUGUUUAAGAUUAAAAACUAGAAGUCAAGAGGCAAGAAACACAUCAUCAAUACCAAUAGUGGCAGCUUCAGAGGAACACGGUAAGACCUUUCAAUGGAGGGCGAUGCAAAGCUGCAGAACUUCCUGAUUGAGGGCGGCCAUGGCAUCCUUGUUUCGAACCCCAAAAAUUGUGUCUUUCAAUUGUUUCUCUGUCUGGUACACCACAAAAUAUGCCUGACUCCUUGGAGGUCAUUGACGGUGAUACAAAGGCAGUAAAGAUGAAAAUAGAAGAAGACACAAUCAAAGAGGAACGAAGGUUGGAAGAGAUAGAAGAUGAAGAACAAGGGAAUAAUAAUAUGAAAAACAAGGAGUGAGGGAUAUAAAAGAAAGGGGAGGAGAAAUGGUGUUGAGAUUUUGUCAAGUGCACCAAAUCGCUCAAGUAGUAAAACCGGUAAGACCAGAUAUCGUUUCCCAAGAGACUCGGUCACUACUUUACAAUCGUAUAAUUGCUAACUAAUUUUAAGCUAAAGAAUGAUUCCAUUUUAGUGUGAGAUUGUGCACUGAAAGUAAAGGUCAUGCAUAAGUAAAAGUUUGAACUACUUGGGGCCAAAACAAGUGAAAAUGAGAUGAUUGAUGAAUAUGUGGAAUGAAUAUGUUGGAGAAUGAUUUCAACUUAUACAAUCAUAUGCAAAUGCACACAACCACUCUUCUUCAUUAACUUAUUCUUGUCAACUAGCUAAGUUACUUAAACCCAAUCCCUUGGUG
This is a messenger RNA of Vigna radiata var. radiata (mung bean), 1186 nucleotides long. RefSeq lists its product as uncharacterized. Lineage: Eukaryota; Viridiplantae; Streptophyta; Magnoliopsida; Fabales; Fabaceae. The record is from RefSeq and is a predicted model, not a curated record. The transcript has 3 exons. Bases 73 to 450 code for a protein of 125 amino acids.